UUGGAGUCCCUUCCCCUUUAAGUCUCCAGCUCCCAGUCAAAGCCAGCCUAUUGUCUUCAGUCCUCCCAUAAAGUGGGGGUGGUCCUGUAAAAAGUUUGCAAAGGAAACUUUCAAGCUGUCACUGGUUGUCGGGAGGACACUGAUGGCGAACAGGGGGACCCGCCGCUCACAGGCAAACACUAACACAUUUGCAGAUGUAGGAAAAUGCAGCAAAACAUCCCGAGGAGUGAAAGUUUGAUGAGGUCAGAUCUGGAGGCAUUUCUGAGGAGCGCCGCAGUCUGAGGAGCGCAAGGCGCAACAAAGCGAGCAGGAUUUCAUGAAGUGAAAGCCGGCGCAGUGACAGACUGAGACACCAGAGCUUGCUGAUUAUAUAAAUGCUCCCAUCCUGACAACAUGACGCGUUUGGAUCGCGGGCUUAGCGCCUCUGGACAGAGAGCGUCUGGGCUCCACGUCUUCUUUACGCUCGUGAUGGUCGUGGGAAGCAGCGGAGCGCCGCACGAACCAGACAGAUUUCUCCAGAGCCUACCUCACUAUGAAGUUGUCCACCCCACCAGAGUGGAUGCCGAAGGUCACUUCCUGUCCCACUUCCUGCCUCAUCAUGCUCGUCGUGUGCAGCGCAGGGGAGCCUCUGAGGAUCCAGAAGACCUGGAUCAGGUCUUCUACCAGUUUUCCCUUGGCGGCCAUGGCUUGCAGCUGAACCUCAGCCUGAAUACAAACCUGUUGGCUCCUGGCUUCCUGACAGAGAGGAGGUAUGGUGGGCUGAAAGGGGCCAAAAUCCACCAUCCUGGACACUCACGAUGCCAUUACUUUGGUGAAGUGUUGGGUGAGACCACUGUGAAGGGAAGCGCAGCCAUAAGUACAUGUGAUGGACUGACAGGUCUGUUCAAGUUUUCAGAUGAAGAAUUCUUCAUUCAGCCAUUGGAGAGAUCUAGGGAUGACACCUCUGAACCACAGGCCCACGCCAUCUACAAACGCCACACUUCCCCUGGAGGACGGAGUCAAAUCAUACAACAAGAUUCAGAAAAACAAUCCAACGCUUCAUGUGGAAACAGAAAUUCUCAGCACACUUUUCAGAGCAUUGAGAGUCGGAGAGAGAGAUGGGAGCACAGAGGCCAUAGUAGAGCCAAACGGAUUCAUGAACGCUCGGUGAGCAGAGAGAAGUGGGUGGAAACUCUGGUGGUGGCUGACUCUAAAAUGGUGGACUAUCAUGGAAGCAAAAAAGUGGAAAGCUAUGUCCUCGCUGUCAUGAACAUUGUGGCAGGCCUGUUCAGAGAUUCCAGCAUUGGAAAUGCCAUCAACGUUGUGCUUGUUCGACUCAUUCUUCUGGAGCAGGAUGAGGUCGAUUUAAAGAUUACUCACCACGCCGACAACAGCUUGAACAGUUUUUGUAAGUGGCAAAAGAAGUUGAACAUGAAAGGAGACGAACACCCGUUGCAUCACGAUGUCGCUGUUCUGCUCACCAGGAAGGACAUCUGUGCCACUAUCAACACGCCAUGUGAGACCCUGGGUUUGUCCCACGUGGCAGGAAUGUGUCAGCCGCAUCGCAGUUGCAGCAUUAGUGAGGACACCGGCCUCCCAAUGGCCUUCACUGUAGCACACGAGCUAGGACACAACUUUGGGAUUCAGCAUGAUGGCAACGGUAAUGACUGUGAACCCAUUGGGAAACGACCUUUUGUCAUGUCUCCUCACCUCAUGUAUGGAACCUCCCUGCCCAGGUGGUCCCGCUGCAGCCGCCAGUAUAUUACCCGCUUUCUUGAUCGUGGAUGGGGCUGGUGUCUUGAUGACGUCCCUGUCAAGGACAGACUGUCUGUCAGCUCAGUUCUCCCUGGACAACUGUACAGCGCCGUCCAUCAGUGUCGUCUUCAGUACGGAUCCAAGUCCCUGCUCUGCGAUGACAUGGAUCAGAAUAUCUGCAGCACUCUGUGGUGCACCGUGGGAGCCACCUGCCACUCCAAGCUGGACGGGGCUGUGGACGGAACAAGCUGUGGAGAGCAGAAAUGGUGUAUAGGUGGCCAGUGUGUUGCAGUCGGGUAUCAGCCUGGGAGCAUAGAUGGUGGCUGGGCGCCGUGGAGUGAGUGGUCAGCGUGCACAAGGACGUGUGGAGCCGGAGUACAGAGCGCUGAAAGAGAAUGUGAUAACCCAGUCCCAAAGCACAGAGGGAAGUAUUGUCUUGGAGAGAGACGGAGGCACAGGAUCUGCAACUCAGCGCCAUGCCCUCAGGGUGUUCCCACCUUCAGAAACAUGCAGUGCAGUCACUUCAAUGCCCUCCCUUACAAGGGCAAAUUCUACAAGUGGGAGGCAGUCAUCAACAAAGUCAACCCCUGUGAACUGCACUGUUGUCCAGCGAAUGAACACUUUUCAGAAAAAAUGCGAGAUGCUGUCACUGAUGGCACACCGUGCUAUGAUGGAAACAAAAGCAGAGACGUGUGCAUCGACGGCGUCUGUCAGACAAUUGGUUGUGAUUUUGUAAUAAACUCAAAUGCGGUGGAGGAUCAAUGCGGCGUUUGUAACGGAAAUGGCUCCACCUGCACAACUGUGAGGAGAACCUUUGAGGAGAAGGAAGGACUGGGUUAUGUUGACAUUGGUCUGAUACCAGAGGGUGCUAGAAAUAUCCUGAUCAAGGAGGUGGCUGAAGCUGGGAAUUUUUUGGCACUACGAGGUGACAACCCCAGCAGGUAUUUUCUGAACGGUGGGUGGACCAUUCAGUGGACUGGGGAGUACAAAGCUGCCGGGGCAACCUUUACCUACGAGAGGGCGGCACAGCUGGAAAAUUUAACCUCCCCCGGGCCCACUCUGGAGCCAUUGUGGAUUCAGCUUCUUUUUCAGGAAACCAACCCAGGAGUACAUUAUGAGUACACCAUCAGCCGAAUUACUUCAGAAGACACAAACUCAGGGUCUGAUUACUUCUGGAAAUAUGGCUCAUGGACUGAAUGCAGUGCUACUUGUGGAAUCGGUGUUCAAAGGCGUGCUGUCUUCUGUGUGGAAAAGACAACUGGGUUAGUAGAGGAUCACUUUUGUGAGCCUUCCCUCCGGCCUGAGGAUAACCACAUCAGCUGCAUCAAGGAUCCAUGUCCUGCCAUAUGGUGGGUUGGAGAUUGGCAGAAAUGCUCUGCAAGCUGUGGAAGCCUGGGCCUGACAAAAAGGACAGUUUUGUGCAUCCAAGCUGUGAGCGCAGAGGAGCAGAAAGCGCUGGAACCCAGCUUUUGUGCUCACAUCCCCAAGCCGGAGUCCAUUUCCUCCUGCAACACACUUAUGCCUUGCCCAGCUGACUGGAACACAGGCAGAUGGUCAAAGUGUUCACAUACCUGUGGAAAUGGAGUUCGCCAGCGUAACGUGACCUGCAGCAGAAACACCGGUGUCGACUGUGAUCCCCAAAAGAAGCCUUUAGCUGUCACCGAGUGCUACAUUCAAGACUGUUUGCAGCUUGGCGACAAUUUUGGAGACAGUGAAGGGUCUGGAAGCGGCAUGUCAAGCAAUGAAGUGCAGAAUGAAAUCAACCCCAUUCCUGAGCUCAAAACUCCUCUAAAGCCCGGCAGAGGCCAGUCAAGAAAUCCCAAUGUGAAUUUUGACUUCCACUACCACAAUAACAUCGAACGCACUGAAGAAAACAACGUUCAAGUUGAUGAUUUUUAUUAUGAUUAUAACUUUAUUGACUUUCAUGAGGAUUUGUCUGAGGAUUUUAGGAGCCGUGAAAAGAAUUUAGAGGACAGCCACAGAUUGCUUUCGGAGGUCGAGCAAACACACAGCGUUGGAGCUGAUGCUCGUGUGGACACUGGAAACACAACAAUAGCUGCUUCAGCUGCUCCAAAUGUUUCAGAUAUAUAUGAUUUAAAACACAUGGAGCCUCAGAACAUAACAGGAGACGAUAUAAAACAUAUUUCUACAACAGAAAAUUCAAAGGAUGCUAAUGACUUUCUGUCAGAGGACUAUCUGUUGCCUGUAUCUAAUACUUAUUUGCCGCCAUUGUCCAAAACGCCACGUUCACAAAUAGCAAAAGGGGAACAUGAAAGUGUGUUGUGGCCGGAGAGCAUAAUUACAUCAGGGCUGCUUGUCACUACAGAGCAUCCAGCACAAGAUGAAACAUGGGAGGAAUCUGGGGAUGAGACUGAAAAUGCCUAUGAUGAUUCCAGAGCGGAGGAAAAUCACUCACAAGGUUUCACGGUGACUGCAGUGCAUCCUGCCCCCACUCGCAUACAUCAAACCACCACCGACAUCACAUCCACCAUGGAGAUUAACAGCAAGUCUUUGUCUUUGGAAGAAAAAAAUGAUGUCACAUCCAAACCUUUAGACCAGCCAGCAGAAACAGAAAUUCCAGUUAGGACCGGAAUCCACCUUAAGGAAAUAUUUCAGACAACGACUGCUAUUCCAAGUGCUUUUACACUGGAAGAUUUGGAAAUGGAUCCAAAUAUUCUGGAAGCUCAACGUAACUCGUGGGAUAAUGACCUCAGCACAUUGCCUCCUCCGUCUACUUUUCUUCCGAGUUUACUCCUACAAACCUCAGGUAACCAGUGGGUAUCAGAAAACUUCAGAUUAUUAACUGGAACAGAAAAUAUGCCUCCCACCAACACCAGGGGAGACGCUCAACCUCCCGCAACUGACGUACUGACAGCCAGCGUUAAAGCAAUCUCUCCAAAUCCUGCCUUUGGGAAAACAACUGGAACAGAUUCUACAUACCAGCCUCACUUAUUUUAUCAAACGGAAUAUGACUACAGUGAAAUCCUAGACUCCUCUACAGUAGGGAGCAACAUAAAUCCUGAUCUCAUACACCAAGCUGCAACAAACACGCAAGCCACAACUCAGAGCAGUCUAACACCUGCACAUCACGUGGAACAAGCAACACCUACUGUUCCCAUUAUCUCAACCAAUGCACCAAGUCUGUGGCCACGUACCGUCCCAUCAUCUGUGGAGGCCAGUGGUGGAGCUGGGCACUGGGUAGCUGGAAACUGGAGUGCUUGCUCCACCAGCUGUGGACUGGGUGCCGUCUGGAGAGCAGUGACUUGCAGCACCGGAAAGGACUCUGACUGCCAUUCAUCCAAGAAGCCUCCACCAGCCCGACAGUGUUACCUUCGUCCGUGCUCAAUGUGGAAGGUCGGGGAAUGGAGUAAGUGCUCCAAGAACUGCGAGGGUGGCUCUAAAUUUCGAGAGGUCCAAUGCUUUGAUCUGAGGGAUCAAAGACCUCUAAGACCCUUCCACUGCAGGGCCAUGUCCUCCAGGCCACAAUCACAAAAUCUCUGCAACCUGCAGCCGUGUCUGGACUGGUACACCUCAUCCUGGGGUCAGUGCUCUGAAGUGUGUGGAGGAGGUGAGCAGCAGCGCAUUGUCACCUGUCCAGAGGAAAAUGGAUGCGAAAAAGACCUGCAGCCAAGCAACAUCCAGUCCUGUAACAGCCAGCCAUGUGCUCAGUGGCUGACUGGAUCCUGGGGAGAGUGUUCAGCUUCAUGCGGUGGGGGUGUCCAACAGCGACUCAUCAAAUGUGUUGACACAAAAGCUGAUACUGAUACUGAGGUGGAUCAAGGUCAGUGCCACCAUGAGCUGAAGCCGGUCGGCAGCCAGAAAUGCAACACACAGGAGUGUGAGAGCGCCUCCCCACAAGCAGUUUGUCUUCGUGAUCGCCUGACUGCUCGCUUCUGUCACACUCUCCACCUGCUCCGCCGCUGUCACCUCUCCAACGUCCAGUCCCAGUGCUGCAAGACCUGCAGCCAGCAGCAGCAGCACAGCUCGCCACUGAGGUGAAGAGGAGCUCAUCCUAUCCUUCAUCCACAGAGUUUGCACCACAGGAUAAGAAUGAAAGAACAAUCUGUUACCCUGAGCCCUCUCCUGAACCGGACUGCCCCAGAUUUUCUGAGGUUUAUUAUCCAUCAAUAUGCAAAAACCAGAAUGUAAGUAUUUGUACCUUGUUACGUGAUUUACGAGCUCACACUGCACGAACAUAGCUGUACAAGCACCACCUGCUAACCUUUCAGCAAUGACAGCAGCAGCAGCUGAACAGUAAUUUAGACAAGAUGUGGUACAAGUGUUAUGAGGAUCAAAAAGGAAGUAGUGCAGAGAUGCUUUGUCUGACAGAAAACAACUGUCCAUUUGCUACAAGCCCCUUUCCUAUUCAAUAAUUUUAUUCUUUUUUGGUAAAAACAUUCGUACUGCUUCCUCAAAGGUCUCCCUGCAUCGAUGGUCAGAUGCCUAGACCUCCACCCUAUGGUUAAAAAAAAAUACCCUUUAAAGAUCACAACAUCUUUAAGUAACCAGCAGAUUUUUGCAGGUAAAGAAUUCCUUAAUGAUUUCAGUAAAAUCUUUUAGUUUGCUUCUGGGAAGAAAGAAACAUUUUUUUUCUAAUGAAGCUGCAGAGAAGUUCUACUUUUUUGCACUUAAAUCUUUUAUUGCUAAUGGGUAGAAAGAGCCCAUUAAUAGAUGUGAUCCACAGAGUCAGCCAUUACAGGAAAAUACACCAGACAGAUAUGUGCUUCUCAGAGCAAAUUUACCAUAAGGCAGUCUACAGAUGCUUUCCACUACCUCCAGCAAAACAGACAGCCGUGCAUUGCACUCAGGAAUGGGGACCGAUGACACCUUUCUGCAGUCUGUUUUUAUUCUUCUGAGUUUGGGAGAUUUUGUGAGCAGAGUACCUCGUGUCUUUACCAGUAUGUGGCUUUUCUUCUUUGUCUGAGCUGCCAGAUUAAAGACUCACUGUUUACCAGAACUACAUCUAAAUCAUCAGCAGUCAAGUCUGAAAGACAAAUUGUGGUGUUUUCUGUUGUUUUAAGCCGCUUUUGUUGAAAAGGAUUCCUUUCUACCAUCUCCAGAGCUUCUAUAGCACUUUACAACACAGAGGCAGCCAUCUUUUUGCAUUUGUUCAGUGUGUUAGGAGGUAAAAGGCUAUGAUGCUGCUCCAACACAAUCCUGCAAAGAGAACUGCACUCGCCACCAUAGCUUCUGUCUUUCACAAAGUCUACAGUUUCCUUCUAUGUACGUCUAAUGGACUUUUCAUGCAUGUACCACAGAUGUAUAACAUAUAUAUCACCCAUCCGGUGCACAAAUUACAUUAAAAUUACGUAAUUGAUGCACAAAUCACUAAUGUAUUGCAUAUAAACAGUGCAAUAAUCUUGCAUGUUCUAUGUUGAUUUACUUGUUCUUUUCGUGGUUUAUUUGUACUUAUUCCAUGGUUUUAACAGGGUUUAUUCGUUAUACAUUUGAAGAAAAUUUUACAUAAAGACCACAACUUUUCUCACUUUUUUCAAGUAUAUUCAUAUAUGACCAAUUUUCAUCCGUGGAAAAUGCACAACAUGUACUUAGUGGCUGUGUGACACAGCCUUUUAGACUUAGCAUGUGCAAUUUGUUUGGGAUUUCUUAAGUGAUAAACUAAAUCGUUAGCACAAACAAUAAUAGGAGCAAACAGCAGUUUGCAAAUGACAAUGUCAGGCUGAUCUCCACUGGUCUGUCUACGGUGCGUCUCCAUUGCUUUGACACUAAAAAUUAGAGCGUUCAUUAAUCAAUCAACAUGUUUACAUUGCCCCCCUCAGGUCUUCGUCUCACAUCUGUCCCUCCACAAUGCAAUGCAAGCUUUACGCUGUUUGUAGUUCAGUGACGUGUUGAUUUGACUGCAAAAGGCCAGAGAAAUUGGAAAUAGGUCCGGGUUUCAAAACAAAACUUCCUUUGUACUUUCAAAAUAAGAGUGUAUAGUUUUUUAUUUUCAUAUUUAAGGUGACGUGCCCAUGUCAUAACGCACGUAAACAUCACGGAUAACACCAUCAUCUAUUUUCUCCAUGGAUGACGAAAAGUUAAAUUUUGAAGGUACAAAAACAGAAUUUAUGAUGCAAAACAUGCAUUGUACAAGACUCAGAGAGGACGUAGAGGGCAUGGACCCCGAUUGCCAAAGCUUUGAAUGAACGACUCGACACGAGGGUGGCAGGACAAACCACUCCCCCGGAAGCCAGGGGGGAGUGGGAGCAGGCCAGAGACAGAACAGAGCCACAUUUCAGAUUUAGUUACUAUGACCACCAUCAUGGUAAUUAGGCCCUAAAUUAUCCAAAAGCUUUUAUACCGUUGAAUUAGAUAGGCGAUGUCUAACAAACAAAAAUGGGCCUGCAGUCUUUUUUCACCUCUAAUAAUUAAUUCCCAAUAAAUCUUAUAACCUCCUUUCAAUGUGCAUCUAUCCUUCCCGUUUCCUGCCACAAACACUUAUCUUUCAUCUUAAUCAGUGAAAAAUUGUUAAAUGGACUGAAAGUGUUAUUUUGCCUUUUUUUUACUGAAGCGCCACUUAGUGCAUGCAGUUAAUUAAUCAAGUGCAAGUUUGCUCUGGUUUUUACACACAGACCUCAGACUUUAUGUGUGUUUCUAUUAUUCAGCUUGUGAUGCAUUUUUGUUUUUUUGCUUAGUUUAGAUAGGAAAAAAAUUUAAACAAAGAUUCCUAAUUUUUUCACAUUUGUAGUCUCACUAUUUUGGGAAGAGCUUUAGCAAAUAGACAAGCUGUGCAACUUUUACUGCAGCGAGAAAAGACCAUCAUAACAUUAUUAUAUUAGUCACACUUUGGUUUUACUUGUGCAUGUAAAAACUGUAUUGACAUAAGUAAAUGUGAAAAAUAAACUGCAGGAACUCCUUGGUGCUACAAGCCGCACAGGCUACACACUUUUUAAAUAUCAGGUGUUGGCAGGCCCAGUGCCGUAUGUGCUCAAGUAUGGCACCAUUUCAUUUAAUUAAAUGAUUAAACACAUCAUUAAAGGAUGCAUCAAUGUGAGUGUGUUUUCUGACUGUGUCAAACAAAGGAAAAUAAAGUAUCACACUGAGA
Messenger RNA from Oryzias latipes (Japanese medaka), 8776 nucleotides. RefSeq names its product a disintegrin-like and metallopeptidase (reprolysin type) with thrombospondin type 1 motif, 7 (gene adamts7). Gene Ontology annotation, biological process: proteolysis; extracellular matrix organization. NCBI's taxonomy places the organism in Eukaryota, Metazoa, Chordata, Actinopteri, Beloniformes, Adrianichthyidae. Gene Ontology annotation, molecular function: metalloendopeptidase activity. The record is from RefSeq and is a predicted model, not a curated record. Gene Ontology annotation, cellular component: extracellular matrix.